AAGCUGCUAACAGAGCUAGCUUGUUGUUCUGGUGUGUGAGGAGAAUAUUUGAGGCUCUGCAGUAAAAAUGUCUUCACUUCAGUCUCUGGGAGAGUUGAUCAGCUAAAGCGACUAACUGCUGCUGCUGCAGAAAUCUUCUCACCAGGCUGUGGAAACUUUCUUCUCCUCCUCAACAACUUGGUGGAGUUCUUUCCAGAACCAGAGAAGAUAUUCUGCGGUCUUCGUGACAAUCGGAGCUCCAGAAUCAGGUUGUGGCUGUUAGCUAAACACGGCUAAAGAAAACCUGCUACCACUUCAGGAUCAUCCAUCAGCUGGGACUGAUUCAUCGUGUGUUCUUCACCACCUGGACCUGGACAGCAUGGACACAGAUGUUCCACAGCUGGUGCUGGUUAAAGAAGAAGCUCCUGAAGAACAGAGUGCUGGUGUGGACCAGCAGGACCCAGAACACCUCCACAUAAAGGAGGAACAGGAGGAGCUCUGGACCAGUCUGGAGGGAGAGCAUCUCUGUUUGAAGGAGGAGACUGAAGCUGUCGGGUUUCCUGUUACUGCUGUUUCUAUAAAGAGUGAGGAUGAUGAAGAGAAACCUCUGGUCUCACAGCUUCAUCAGCAGCAAAUAGAAGACAGAGAUGUUCCAACCAGCAGCUCAGCUGACCAGAUGGCAGCAGAAACUGGUGGAGGAGCAGGAACUAGCAGGAACCCAGAUCUGAACCCUCAUGAACAAACAUCUGAUUCUUCAGAGACUGAAGUUAGUGGAGAUGAUGAAGAUGAUGAUGAUGAUGAUGGUGUGAAUCUGGACUCUGAGCUGUCAGACUCUGGGUCUGAAACUGGAGAUGAAGAUGAUGACUGGAAUGAGAGCAGGUCUUCUGAGUCAGAUGUUUCAAGGAAGAGAGAGGAGACGGAUGAGAAACCUCUGCUCUUACAUUUCCACAACCAUCAAAUGAAAGACAGAGGUGUCCCAACCAGCAGCUUGGCUGGGCAGAUGACAGCAAAAGUUGGUGGAGGAGCAGAAACUAGCAAGAACCUAGAUCUGGACCCUAAUGAAAAGACAUCCGAUUCUUCAGAGAUUGAAGUUAGUAGAGAAGAUGAAGAUGAUGUGAAUCUAGACUCUGAGCGUUCAGACUCUGGGCCUGAAAUUGGAAACGGAGACCAUGGCUGUAAUGAGAACAAGUCUUCGGAGUCAGAUAUAAAGACAGUCAACAAAUCAUUUAGCUGCCCUGUGUGUGGUAUACGGUUCCUCCACAAGUGGUCUCUUCAGGAUCAUGUGAGAGUGACAAGUCAUUCAGCAGUAAGGUCUUCAGAGUGUUCGGUUAAUACAAAAUGUGUGAAAGAGAAGCAACAUGGAGGCUCAUGUAGAAAAGUCCAGAAACAACCAAAAUCAUUUAGUUGUGAUGACUGUGGGAAAAGAUUUAGACAAAAGUCCAAAUUAACCCGUCAUAUGAAAGGCCACACCGGGGAGAAGCCUUUUGCCUGUGAGCUCUGUGGACAAAGAUUAAGCCGUAAACGUAAUUUAAACACACACAUGAGAGUCCACACAGGAGAGAAGCCUUUUGCCUGUGAGCUCUGUGGAUACAGAUGUACCGAAAAGGCAAGUUUAAACAUCCACAUGAGAGUCCACACAGGAGAGAAGCCUUUUGCCUGUGAGCUCUGUGAUAAAAGAUUUAGCCUUAAAAAUAGUUUAAACAGACACUUGAGAGUCCACACACGAGAGAAGCCUUUUGCCUGUGAGCUGUGUGAGAAAAGAUUUAGCCAUAAAAAUAGUUUAAACACACACAUGAGAGUCCACACAGGAGAGAAGCCUUUUGCCUGUGAGCUCUGUGAAUACAGAUGUUCCCAAAAGUCACAUUUAAACAACCACAUGAGAGUCCACACAGGAGAUAAGCCUUUUGCCUGUGGGCUCUGUGCAUACAGAUGUGCCCAAAAGGCAAGUUUAAACUAUCACAUGAAAGUCCACACAGGAGAGAAGCCUUUUGCCUGUGAGCUUUGUGGAUACAGAUGUACCCUAAAGUCACAUUUAAACGAUCACAUGAGAGUCCACACAGGAGAGAAGCCUUUUGCCUGUGAGCUCUGUGGAUACAGAUGUACCAAAAAGGCAAGUUUAAACACACACAUGAGAGUCCACACAGGAGAGAAGCCUUUGCCUGUGAGCUGUGUGGACAAAGAUUUAGCCGAAAGACAAAUUUAAAGAGACAUACGAGCAUCCACACGAGGCUCGAGGGAUAUAUUUAACAACAGUACUUCCAAAUGUACUAUUUAGUUUUUUUUACAACCUUAAUGUUAGUCUUGUACCUCUGCUCAACUAUCAUUGAUCAAGUCCGUACUCGGCCCUUGAGCCACCUCUUCUUUUGAUUUUCUUUUUCAAAUCUCCUUUGUUUUUUAAACUCAGACCUUAACCAAACAUUUGAGAUGUUCAUUUGUGAAUUCUGAAUACAAAAAAAUAUUACUUAAAGAGAUCCUUUCAUGGAUGUAAGCUCAAAGAGUCAGAGUACCCGGCCCGGAGGGUUACCGGGGUCCCACCCUGGAGCCAGGUCUGGGAUUGGGGCCCGUGAGCGAGCGCCUGGUGGCCGGGCUUUCGCCCAUGGGGCCCGCCCGGGCACAGCCCGAACCGGAUACAUAGGCUCAUCCAACUGUGGACCCACCACCCGCAGGAGGAACAUGAAGGGGCCGGUGCAGUGUGGAUCGGGUGGCAGAACAAGACAGGAGUCUUGGCGGUCCGAUCCCCGGACAAGGAAAUUGGUUUUUGGGACAUGGAACGUCACCUCGCUGGCGGGGAAGGAGCAGGAGCUUGUGCCAGAGGUUGAGCGGUACUGGCUAGAUAUAGUCGGACUCCCCUCGACACAUAGCAUUGGCUCUGGAACCCAAAGAGGGGUUGGACACUCUCCUUUGCUGGAGUUGCUCCAGGUGAGAGGCAGAGGGCUGGGGUUGGCUUUUUGUUAGCCCCAAGACUCUCUGCCUGUGUGUUGGGGUUUACCCCGGAGGACGAGAGGGUAGCUUCCCUGCGCCUUCGGGUCGGGAAUGGGUCCUGACUGUUGUUUGUGCUUAUGGGCCAAAUAUCAGUUCAGAGUACCCACCUUUUCUGGGGUCCCUGGGACGAGUGCUAGAUAGUGUUCCAUCAGGGGACUCCAUUGUCCUGCUGGGGGACUUCAAUGCUCACGUGGGCAAUGACAGCUUGACCUGGAGGGGUGUGAUUGGGAGGAACGGCCUGCCUGAUCUGAACUCGAGUGGUGUUUCCUCAUUGGACUUCUGUGCAAGCCGCAGUUUGGCCAUAACGAACACCAUGUUCGAGCAUAAGGAUGCCCAUCGGUACACUUGGUAACAGGGCAGCCUAGGUCGCAGGUCGAUGAUAGACUUUGUAGUCGUAUCAUCUGACCUGCGGCCGUAUGUUUUGGACACCCGAGUGAAGAGAGGAGCGGAGCUGUCAACUGAUCACCACCUGGUUGUGGUGGUGUGAAAAUUAACUUAAGAUACUUAAAUUAAUAGCAAAAGUUUAUUUAUAAAACAGAAGAUUCAGUAAGAUUCUUUUCAUUCGAUAAACUGGAAAUGCAACCCUUUUCUGUGUUUCGUUUCAAUAAUGAGGCAAGUUUAAAAAUGAAGACAUUUAUUACUAACAAUUUUUAAACUGAAAAUUUGAAGCGACAAUUAUAAAAAUGAUAAUUCAUGGAUGGCAAUUUUAAUGACUUGGUUAAAUGCAAACCUGUGUUGGCUGGAGCUAAAAUUGAGAAUGAUGAGUUUUGAAUGCGUGAAUGAAGUUCUCAGAAGGUUUCUUUCCGAGGGAAUGGAAGGUGUUCUGGAUGAAAUGAUGUUUUGCGGAUAACUGAGUUAUUUUGAGAGAAAACAGAAUCAAACGCAUUCUAUCGUGUUCUACCUCACCCGAAACAGGGCCCCCUUUGCGGAUCCGGACAUCAGGAGGAUGGUUUCAUCCAAGGUGGCACUUCAGCUGGUAGGGUAGACGCACGUGCUGAUGGUCCGGUCCAGAGAUGUCCUGGGUACACGGCUGUACGAAGCGUUUGGCAGAUGCACGUUUCGUCUUUUAACUUAACUUCAGAAAUCAAGGACUCUGGGAGAGUCUUUCGUUUCGCUCGUUAGUUUCGUUUGUCCUUUAGCCAUUCUUGUCGGCAUGACUAGAACAGCAGGUGGAGGUUCAAGGAGACGGCCGUUCUCCUUUCCUCGUGGUGUUUGUUGAAGAACUGGUACUGAAAUCUGUGAGGGUUAGUUUUUACCAAACUCUCUCAGAACACUCCCCCUCCGGAAGAAAGCUUGGUCAUGCGUCAAAAAACAUGUGAUGCAGUUAUUGUUUAUCUGAACUCUGUGUUGGAUAAACCGGGUGAAGGUCUUCUUUGCUGAACACAUCUUUAAUCAUUAUAAUAAUUAUCAUUAUAAUACCCAAAGCAUAAUAAUCCAUUUCAUGUAAUUAAAAUACAAUUAUAUCUGAACCAAGUGAUCAUGUAUUAAUGAUUAUUUAAACAGUAUUAAAAUCAUAAGUUAUUAAUUAUUAUUUAAUUAUUAUAAUCGUGGCUUGAAGUGUCCUUCUUGGGACGGAACAGCAGAUACUGGUGUUAUGAUCUUGAGCGGACAUCUUGGCUCCUUGGGUUUUAAUCUGUGGAUUCAAAGUACUGUUUGACCCAGCUUGACCCAGCUGGGCAAAUGUGACCUUUGGCACAAAUCAGAGAACAUUCAUCUCGCUACAUGGUGGUGAGUUGGAUCAGAUGGAAGGGGAAGAUGCCGCGUAGACCUGGCAGACCCAAACGCAUAGUGAGGGUCUGCUGGGAACGCCUGGCAGAAGAAGCUGUCUAGACGGUCUUCAACUCCCACCUCCGGCAGAGCUUUGACCUCGUCCCGAGAGCAGUGGGGGACAUUGACUCCGAGUGGGCCUUGUUCCACUCUGCGAUUGUUGAGGCGGCUGUGGGUAGCUGUGGUCACAAGGUGGCCGGUGCCAGCCGUGGUGGCAACCCCCAUACCCGCUGGUGGACACCAGAGGUUCGGGGAGCCGUCAAGCUGAAGAAGGAGGCCUACAGGGUGUGGCUGGUCUGUGGGUCUCCGGAGGCAACAGACAAGUACCGGAUAGCCAAGCGGGGUGCAGCAGUGGCAGCUGCCGAGGCAAAAUCUCGGGCGUGGGAGAAGUUUGGUGAGGCCAUGGAGAAAGACUAUCGAUCGGCUCCAAAGAGGUUCUGGCAAACUGUCCGGCCCCUCAGGAGAGGAAGGCAGCAACUCGCUCACACUGUUUACAGUGGGGAUGGGGAGCUGCAGACGUCAACUGGGGCUAUAGUCGGACGGUGGAAGGAAUAAUUUGAGGAGCUCCUCAAUCCCACCUACGCACAUUCCGAGGAGGAACCAGAGCUGGGAGACCUGGGGAUGGACUGUCCAAUCUCGGGGGCAGAAGUUGCUGAGAUAGUCAAACAACUACACAGCGGCGGAGCCCCGGGGUCGGAUGAGAUUCGUCCUGGGUAUCUCAAGGCUAUGGAUGUUGUAGGGCUGUCGUGGUUGACACGUCUCUGCAACAUUGCGUGAUCAUCGGGGGCAGUUCCUGUGGAGUGGCAGACCGGGGUGGUGGUUCCCAUCUUUCAGAAGGUUGACCUGAGGGUGUGUUCCAACUAUGGGGAUCACACUCCUCAGCCUCCCUGGAAAGGUCUGCUCCAAGGUACUGGAGAGGAGGAUCCGAUCGAUAGUUGAAUCUCAGAUUGAGGAGGAGCAAUGUGGUUUUUGUCCUGGCCGUGGAACUGUGGACCAGCUCUAUACCCUUGCAAGGGUGAUGUAGGGGGCAUGGGAGUUUGCCCAACCAAUCCACAUGUGUUUUGUGGAUUUGGAGAAGGCUUAUGACUGUGUCCCCAGGGGCAUCCUGUGGGGGACGCUCCAGGAGUAUGGGGUGGGUGGCUUUCUGUUAAGGGCCAUUCAGUCCCUUUACCAGAGGAGCGUGAGUUUGGUCCGCAUAAGUCGGACCUUUUCCCGGUGAGGGUUGGACUCAGCCAGGGCUGCCCUUUGUCACCGGUUCUGUUCAUUACCUUUAUGGACAGAAUUUCUAGGCGCAGCCGUGGUGUGGAGUGUGUCGAGUUUGGUGGCAGGAGAAUCUCGUCUCUGCUUUUUGCGUAUGAUGUGGUCCUCCUAGCUUCAUCCAGCUCUGACCUUCAACUCUUGCUGGAUAGGUUCGCGGCCGAGUGUGAAGCGGCUGGGAUGAGGAUCAGCACCUCCAAAUCUUAGACCAUGGUGCUCGACCAGAAAAGGGUGGCUUGCCAACUACUGGUCAGGGGAGAAGUCCUACCUCAAGUGGAGGAGUUUAAGUAUCUCGGGGUCUUGUUCACGAGUGAGGGUAGGAGGGAUCGGGAGAUUGACAGGCGGAUUGGUUCAGUGUCUGCAGUGAUGCGAACGCUGAGCCGAUCUGUCGUGGUGAAGAGGGAGCUGAGCCAGAAAGCCAGGCUCUCAAUUUACCGGUCGAUCUACGUGCCAAUCCUCACCUAUGGUCAAGAGCUUUGGGUUGUGACCGAAAGAACGAGAUCGCAGAUACAAGCGGCCAAAAUGAGUUUCCUCCGUAGGGUGCCCGUGCUCAGACUUAGAGAUAGGGUGAGGAGCUCGGACAUUCGGGAGGGACUCGGAGUAGAACCGCUGCUCCUCCGGAUCGAAAGGAGUCACUUGAGGUGUUUUGGGCAUCUGGUCAGGAUGCCUCCUGGACGCCUCCCUGGGGAGGUGUUUCGGGCAUGUCCUGCCGGCAGGAGGCCCCCGGGUUGACCCAGGACACGUUGGAGAGGUUACAUCUCCAAUCUGGUCCAGGAACGCCUUGGGGCCUGCCGGAGGAGCUGGUGGAGAAGGCCGGGGAGCGGACGGUCUGGAGCUCCCUAGUUGGGAUGCUGCCCCAGCGACCCGGACCCGGAUAAGCGGAGGAAGACGACGACGAUUAAGAAAAAAACUUUAUACCCUCCUGUAUUUAAGAAACAGACUAGAUAACAGGCACAUGAUGGUUGUAGUACAUAACCCACUGCAAUUUAAAGCUGUUAGAUACCGGUGGCGUCUGCUUUAAACAGUUUAUCUGUACAUAAAGUAAUAGCAUACAAUGUUGUAAUAACUGCAGCUGAAAAAUAAUGUCUCUUUAUUCAUUUGGUGCCCCUAAGAAGAAAUUCCACCUUAAAGGCUGUGGAGAGACAGCUGGGACUGUUGUCAAGAAGUCAUAAAUUACAAGGCGGCUCUGUGGAGACUCUUCUCCUACAAUAGCAUUUUGCUAUUCUAAGCAGGCUUAGGAAUGUGCCUGUACCAGAGUUUUUAGAGAUGCUGUUGCAGAGUUAUAAGCAGUGGACAGAUGCUGGAAAGACAGAACCACUUUUGGGCUGCAUGGUUCUCCACCGGUGUACCGAUGCUUGUAUUAACAUGGACUAGAUUGUAAUAAACCGGUUAUCUUUUUUAACUCAAA
Nothobranchius furzeri (turquoise killifish) is the source of this 7393-nucleotide messenger RNA. The record is from RefSeq and is a predicted model, not a curated record. NCBI's taxonomy places the organism in Eukaryota, Metazoa, Chordata, Actinopteri, Cyprinodontiformes, Nothobranchiidae.